CGCCCCGCAGUACAAACGCAAUCUAUCUGAGCUUUUGGACAUCAGCUCGAAAGAAAUUCGUUGGAAACAUUUUUCCAUCUACUGGCAGUGUCGUCGCAACAUGGUUUGAUGUGCAGAUAAUGGGCACAGGCGACCGACUGUUGGACAUCCCGUGCAAAGUUUGUGGGGAUAGGAGCUCCGGCAAACACUACGGCAUAUACAGUUGUGACGGCUGUUCGGGGUUUUUCAAAAGGAGCAUUCACCGGAACCGGGUGUACACGUGCAAGGCACAGGGCGAACUCAAAGGCAGGUGCCCCAUUGACAAGACUCACAGGAACCAGUGCAGGGCGUGCCGGCUCAACAAGUGCUUCCAGUCGGCUAUGAACAAGGACGCCGUGCAACACGAGAGAGGUCCGAGAAAGCCCAAGUUGCAUCAUCACCACCAUCACCAUCACCAUCACCAGUCGCUUAAGGAAGGCAUGCAGCCGGCCGGCAACCAGCGGACCGUCAAUCAGAUUCAGCUCAACGCCGAGCACAUGAUCCAGAAGACCACCGCCGUCGGAUAUCCAAAACCUUCGCCCAUGGAGACGCCUCUGCCUCCGGUGCCGCCUCAACACCAGCAUCCGCCUCCUCUGCCCCCGCCGCCACCGCCAACCAUGUUACCGCCUACCCCGCCACAAGGGCACGUUUUUCUCGGCCAGCAGCAGCCACCCCCUCCCCCGGGACUACUGCAGAUACUCAUGUCCGCCGAGAAAUGCCAGGAGUUGAUUUGGAGUGCAAAAAUGUCAGAAGCUUCCUCGCCAAUCGGCAUACCACAAUCCAACAGUCCUCCGGGCGCCUUAUCGCUGUCACUGUCGCCGACUUGGGAAGUUUUGCAGGAGACCACGGCUAGGUUGUUGUUCAUGGCUGUCAGAUGGGUCAGGUGUUUGGCUCCGUUUCAGACACUUUCCAAGCACGAUCAGUUGUUGCUGUUGCAAGAGUCGUGGAAAGAACUGUUCUUGUUGCAUUUGGCCCAGUGGUCCAUACCUUGGGACUUGUCGCCGCUGUUGAACUCCGAGAAAGCCCGGGAAAGACUUCCGGCCGACGACCACAAGGUCAACAACGAGAUGAAGAUCAUUCAAGAGAUACUGGCGCGUUUCCGGCAGCUAUCGCCGGACGGAAGCGAGUGCGGCUGCAUGAAAGCCGUCAUCCUUUUCACACCGGAGACCCCGGGGCUGAUCGACGCACAACCCGUAGAGAUGUUGCAGGAUCAAGCGCAAUGUAUCCUGGGCGAUUACGUGCGAGGUCGGUAUUCCAGGCAACCGACUCGGUUCGGUCGUCUGCUCCUAAUGCUGCCCAAUCUCCGGGCGGUCCGUCAGGCCACCAUCGAACGGCUGUUCUUCAAGGAGACCAUCGGCGACAUACCCAUUCAGCGGCUCUUGGGCGACAUGUACCACAUGGAAAAAUCGUACGCAUAACUAGAACGGCAUCGAAAACAUAUUAAUAUCAAUAUUAGUACAAUAUUGUUAUGCGUCCAAAUCGCAAUCAAGUCCUUUUGUUGGUUAUCGUUUGGCUUUUGUGUUUUUGCAGCAAAACAAAUACAAUCGAUUAGAUCUGAAAUGACAAAAGUUACAUAUUAUUGUCUAAGUAUUAUUACAUACAACUAGUUCUAUAGUCUCUUGUUACCACA
Molecule: messenger RNA, 1648 nt
Organism: Adelges cooleyi (spruce gall adelgid)
Lineage: Eukaryota; Metazoa; Arthropoda; Insecta; Hemiptera; Adelgidae
Gene: dsf
Product: protein dissatisfaction
Exons: 9
Coding region: 120-1436 (438 amino acids)
Biological process (GO): regulation of transcription by RNA polymerase II; cell differentiation; anatomical structure development
Molecular function (GO): RNA polymerase II cis-regulatory region sequence-specific DNA binding; zinc ion binding; nuclear receptor activity
Source: RefSeq, a predicted model, not a curated record